AUGCUCACUCCUAUCGUAUUCACUACUACUUCAAAAAGUCGUCCAUUGAUGAUACUAGAUGGCUAUUUAUACACUAGAGAUCGUCGAACUGACACAAAAACGUAUUGGCAUUGUGAAAAUCAGAAAAGUUUGAAUUGUCAUUAUCGAUUACACACAUGUAAUUCUACUAGUACUGAAACUCAUAUCUUAAUAUUAAAGCAAACUGGAACUCAUUUGACAAGUUGUAAUCGUGAUUUAAUUAAAAUUACGUUAAGAAAAUUUCGUAAAGACGUUUUGGAUCGUACAAAAAGUACUCAAGAAACAACAAAUGCUGUAUUAUCACAAUGCAGCUCAAAAUUACCUGAUCCAGCUCGCAUAAAGUUACCACCAUUAGAUCAUAUUAAAAGAACUAUGCAAAAACAACGAAAAAGGAUUGAUUUACCACCAGCUCCAAAUAAUAUGGAUUUUCCUUGUAUACCUACGAUUUUGCAAACAACUAAACGAAAUGAUAAUUUCUUACGUAUAGACACCGACCCAGAAUUUGCUCCAACUUGGAGUCCUCGAAUAAUAAUGCUUGCCUUUGAGAAAGCAGUUGCAAACGUGCUUUCAAACAAUUUUCCACAAGUUUGUCUCUCAGGAUGUUAUUUUCAUUUACGACAGAGUAUUCAUCGGAAAUUACAGGAACAAGGUCUACAAAAGAAAUCCGAAGAUGAUGUUGGCUUUGCUCAUGGUAUUCACAAAAUGGCAGCAUUGGCAUUUAUUAACCCAAAUGAUGUAAUUAAUGCAUUUGCUGAUGUUAGCACUCAUCUUGGUGACGACUUUCAAAGAUGCGUUUUUCAGUGUUCACAUUCAACUCUAUGGAAAUUCAUUGAUAAAUUAAUAUUAGAGGAAGAUUCACAAAUUCACACAAAAAUUGCUCGCGUCAAUGCUGAAGAACCAACGACAAAGAAAAAGAAAUAUGAGUAUCUCGAUAAACGCUUACUGAAUCUUGUUUUAAAUCCACAUCAAAAUGUGAUUGAUCAAAUAAGUGGUCUAGCUCAUAAUAUCAUUUUGUAA
Molecule: messenger RNA, 1035 nt
Organism: Rotaria socialis
Lineage: Eukaryota; Metazoa; Rotifera; Eurotatoria; Philodinida; Philodinidae
Source: the annotation of a GenBank genome assembly